Molecule: messenger RNA, 759 nt
Organism: Anneissia japonica
Lineage: Eukaryota; Metazoa; Echinodermata; Crinoidea; Comatulida; Comatulidae
Product: peptidyl-tRNA hydrolase ICT1, mitochondrial-like
Exons: 6
Coding region: 123-710 (195 amino acids)
Biological process (GO): mitochondrial translational termination
Cellular component (GO): mitochondrial large ribosomal subunit
Molecular function (GO): translation release factor activity
Source: RefSeq, a predicted model, not a curated record
CUAUCCUCGGUGGAGAGCUCGUGUCGUCGCGUGUCGGCGCAUUUAUUUAUGGACCAGGCCUAGCUAGGGAGGCCUAGAGUAGACUACACUACAAAUAUUUAUUACGACUGUUUCAUUUAAUAAUGCUUCGUUAUCCUUUGACUUGUAUGUGUCGGAAUAUUCGUUCAUAUGCUCAAGUUAGGCAUUUUAAAAGUGCGUACAGCCUCGAAAAAUUAUAUCCGAACAGCAACACCGAUGAUAUUGCAGUAAGGUACAGCGCUGCGGAAGGUGGUGAAAAUGAACAGGAACAGUUCAGUGGUUAUAUACCUGUAGAUAAACUAUGUGUGAAACACAGCAAGAGUAGCGGGCCUGGUGGACAGAAUGUAAACAAAGUAAACAGUAAAGUGGAAGUACGUUUCAAUGUAGCAGAAUCAGAUUGGUUACCAAAGCAUAUACAAGAUAAACUUUUAGAAAAGAAAAAAACAAAAGUAACAGUCGCUGGUGAUUUUUACGUCACUUCAGAUAGAACACGUUCACAAAUGACAAACUUUGCUGAUUGUUUACAAAAGAUACGUGAUGCAAUAGCGGAAGUAACGAGAGAACCGAAGGAGCCGUCAGAUAAAGAUAAGGCUGUACUACGGAUGAGGGUUGAAAGAAAUCACCGGGAACGCCUGAAGGCUAAGAAAAUUCAUUCAUCAAAGAAGAUAGACCGCAAGAUAUAUGUAGAUUAGAUUUCAAACUUUGCAUUCAUGCUUGAACAAUUAAAGUAUUUAAAAUGAA